CUCUCCUCUCUCAACUCCAAUCUUUUCACAAGACCACUACCUCUUCAACUUCGAUCUUUACCUGUCUAUUAACCUUAAUUUCUUCAAGAUCGACAUGGACAAUGAGAUUGAUGUUCCUUCAUUCUUCGUCUGCCCCAUUUCAUUAGAAAUUAUGAAGGAUCCGGUUACUGUCUCCACCGGCAUCACUUACGACCGUGAAAGCAUCGAAACCUGGUUGUUCUCAAAGAAAAACACCACAUGCCCCGUCACCAAACAACCCUUGUUGGAUUACACCGAUCUCACCCCUAACCACACUCUUCGGAGACUCAUUCAAGCCUGGUGUACCAUGAACGCUUCUCACGGCAUCGAAAGGAUCCCAACUCCUAAGCCUCCGGUAAACAAAACCCAGAUUUCCAAGCUUCUCAAAGACGCUUCUCAUUCCCCUCUCAUAUGCCUCCGAAGGCUUAAAUCCAUCGCUUCAGGAAGCGAAACUAACAAAAGAUGUAUGGAAGCUUCUGGGGCCGUUGAGUUCCUUGCAUCGAUUGUAAUGAACAACAACGUUGACUCUUCCAAUCUACCACAGGCGGAUCCAAGAUAUGGAUCUGGAUUCGAUUUGAGAACCAGUGCAAGCGAUGAAGCGUUGGGCCUGCUUCAUAAUCUUGGUUUAUCUGAACAAGGCUUGAAGACUCUCUUAAGCUUAAAAAACGGAGAGUUCAUUGAGUCUUUAACUAGGGUUAUGCAGAAGGGGUUCUUUGAAUCACGCGCUUACGCAGUUUUCUUGUUGAGAUCGAUGGCCGAAGUGGCGGAUCCAGUGCAACUGUUGCAUCUAAGGCAAGAACUGUUCGUGGAGCUAGUGCAAGUUUUGAAGGAUCAGAUUUCACUCAAGACAUCAAAAGCGACCCUUCAAACCCUGAUCCAAUUCUCUCCUUGGGGGAGGAACAGGAUCAAAGCUGUGGAAGCAGGAACGGUUCCUGUUUUGGUUGAACUUCUUCUCGAUUGCAAGGAGAGAAAGCCUUGUGAGAUGAUGCUGGUGCUGUUGGAGACUUUGUGCCAGUGUGCUGAAGGAAGAGCAGAACUAUUGAGCCAUGGAGCGGGACUUGCCAUUGUGUCCAAAAAGAUUCUGAGAGUUUCUACGUUGGCGAAUGAUAGGGCCGUUAGGAUUCUUUUCUUUGUUUCCAAAUUCUCUGCGACUCCACACGUUCUUCAGGAAAUGCUGAAACUGGGUGUGGUGGCGAAACUGUGCUUGGUGCUUCAGGUGGACAGUGGAAACAAGGCCAAGGAAAAGGCACGAGAGAUACUCAAGUUGCAUGCUCGCGCGUGGAAGAAUUCUCCAUGCAUACCAAACAAUUUGCUUGGUUCAUACCCGGGUUAUGUGUGAAACCAGAAUUUUGAGACAGUCCCUUUAUGUACAGAAUUAUUUGGAAAGGAUAAUUAGGUCUAAGUCAUAAAUAUGGGCAGCAACAAUUGAUUGCUCACAAAUGGUGUAGAUUUAGGGUUUGAUGUGUAUUUCCUGACAAGUUGGUGCACUGUGUAAUGGAUUUUUGGUUUUGGUAAUAAGCUGACACAAAAGGUUAAUUGAUCAUACGGGUUUUCUUCCA
Cajanus cajan (pigeon pea) is the source of this 1577-nucleotide messenger RNA. Its product is annotated as E3 ubiquitin-protein ligase PUB22. Gene Ontology annotation, molecular function: ubiquitin protein ligase activity. NCBI's taxonomy places the organism in Eukaryota, Viridiplantae, Streptophyta, Magnoliopsida, Fabales, Fabaceae. The record is from RefSeq and is a predicted model, not a curated record. Gene Ontology annotation, biological process: protein ubiquitination.